Molecule: messenger RNA, 3101 nt
Organism: Odontomachus brunneus
Lineage: Eukaryota; Metazoa; Arthropoda; Insecta; Hymenoptera; Formicidae
Product: major facilitator superfamily domain-containing protein 6
Exons: 12
Coding region: 251-2794 (847 amino acids)
Cellular component (GO): membrane
Source: RefSeq, a predicted model, not a curated record
GCGCGCUCUUUCCUCUCGACGUCGCUACCUUGUACGAGGUGCCAGUAUUGCGCUCGACAUCGCGCCGUACGGAUCCGUCGGCAUUUUUUAAGGAUCCGUUGCUUCUCCACGAUUAGCCGUCUUAUCUUCUACCAGGAAGGUAGAGACACGGAGAACGCAGUAGUGACAAGUACGCGACGGAAAUGUGCACGAUACAGACUGAAUACUUCACGAUCAAUUAAUCGUCAGAUCCAAACACAUAUACGUGUGCAUGCGCACGCUACGAUACGUCAAGAUGUUAAUGCUGAAGAGCUGCUUCAGGAGGAUCAGCAAGGACUUCCGUCAGAAGGAGCUGAUGCCUCUGAAAUUGAUAUUCUUCGUCCAGUCGUCCACACUCUUCGUGCUGUAUCCGUACCUGACUAUACACAUGAGAGAACUGGGAAUAAAUGUGGAAGAAACCGCGAUAAUGAGCUCUAUCACACCUCUCGUGUCGAUGGUGAUGCCGCCGCUCGCCGGUAUGUUGGCCGAUCGAAUAGGAAAUUUCAGGAUUUUACUGUCGGUGUUUUCCGCGUUCGGCGGUUUAGCGGCGUUAUUGCUGUUGUUAGUGCCGAUCGGCAGAGUGACAGUACAUUUCCCUGAGAGGAUAGUCAUGGACCUCGGUUGUCAAGGUGGAGGUGGUCCGUUACUUCACACAAUGAGCCAGACUCAUCCGUGCGAGACAAAAUUAGAAUCGGAGAUCGCUGUCACGGUAGAAAGUUGCGGAUUCGUGUGUGACGUGAAGACGGGCAACGAGACGGAUCGAGAUUUAGUACUGAAAUCGAGGGUUUAUACGAUCAAGCAUUACAAUCUGCAGACCGGCGCUAAUAUUACGUACAAAUACACCGUUGCACAGAACGACCUGCCAGCGAAUGUUGGCCAGCAAGAAGACAUGAGAGAGAAUCGACAAUUGAGGAACAACGAGUUCUUCAAGACUUCCAUCCGUCAGGUUUCUAAAAAUCGCUAUUUUUUCCCGACGGAUCAGCUCUAUCAGUUCUCAUGUAUUCCGUCGAAACACGUCGAGGAUUUUGGUAACUUUUCGAUCGAUACGUUGCAUGAAGUAUACGGGAAUCGUAUUUCGUGCACGUUAGGCCAUCUGAUCAAGCCGAAGAAUUCCGAUCGAACGAUAAAUUAUCAUUUAUAUAAAUCGAAGAUCAAGAGUUUGCAGUUGGACGAAGAGGAUCGGCAAGAGGAGCAGCAGAAAUAUCUGGCGGAAGAAAUAUCCUGGUCGGGCGAAGAUUUUCGAAAACUUACCUGUGAUAAUCCGGAUUCCACAGACACUCGAAUCGUGAUAGAUACGCAGCUCGAUGAUCACGAUAAAAAUCUGGAAAGCAAACGAGUCUUGAACACGAACGAGUGUAGCAAAAGAUGCAUAGUUACUGUACCUCGCAACGCGAUGUGUUCCAAUAUGAACAUGGAGAUCGAAUACAAUGUAAGCUUGACGUUCUGGCUUUACCUCGUCAUUAGAGUAUUCAUAGGUAUUAUCGGUGGCACGACUUUCGCGAUGUUCGAAGGUGCCGUAAUAGCGAUAUUGCGGGAACACGAAGCGGAUUACGGCCUUCAGAGGAUUUACGGUAGUAUAGGAGGCAUGAUUUCCUCGCCCUUGUCGGGUCUUCUUAUAGAUUAUGCUAGCAGGGGAAAGAGUUACACCGAUUUCAGACCAGCGUUCUACUUGUACGCGGCAUUGAAACUCGCAUCAGGUUUCCUCAUGUUGCUGAUCAAUUUAGAAUUUAAGGCGCCGUCCACAAAUGUCGUGCGCGACGUCUUCACUGUAUUGCGAAAUAUCGAGACUGCUGCGCUCUUUCUUGCUUGCUUUGUUCUCGGCACAGCCUGGGGAUAUAUCGAGUCAUUCCUCUUUUGGCUGAUCCAGGAUUUGGGAGGAUCUAGAUCACUCAUGGGUAUCACCAUAACUGUCGGCGGUAUCGCCGGCAUACCGUUGUUGGCACUCUCUGGGCCAAUAAUAUCGAAAAUUGGUCACGCGAACGUACUCUUCAUCGGAUUUGUGUUCUAUGCCGUCAGGCUUUGCGGAUAUUCCUUGAUUUACAAUCCUUGGCACACUUUGAUCUUCGAAGCAUUGGAGUCAGUCACGUCGUCUCUCAGCUUUACCGCAGCCGUCACUUACGCGGCGAAAUUAUCAACUACGUCCACCGACAGCUCAAUACAAGGACUGCUUGGUGGUGUUUAUUACGGAGUCGGAAAAGGUUCCGGAAGUCUGAUCGGUGGUUAUUUAAUGAAGGCUUUCGGCACCAGACCUACCUAUCAGAUUUUCGCGGUGAUAACUUUAGUGACCGGCAUAAUAUAUUUCAUAUUCAAUGUGGCUUAUUUGAAGAAGCGACCACAGGUCGAAGGCAACGAUAUCGUGAAGAAGAAACCAAAGCCUACCGACGUGAAAAGUAGCGAGAAGCACACGAACGAUAUCAAUCUCGAGGAAAAACCGCAGCUUAAAGAAAUCGAAAAGAAAAGGGAAGAUAACUCGGUGAAGAAUGACGGUAUUGACAAUGGAGGAUUUUUGAAGGAAUUGUCGACAGAAACAAACGAACAAAAUUCAAAUCAGAUAGAAGCUAUUAAAAACGCCAAGAACGUUAACAAAACUAAUACAACUCCGAUCAGUCAACACGAGAAUAAAUCGACCAGGAAAAGCGAUACGUCUCACGUCAAAAAUGAGAAGAGCAGUGCUCGCGAGAACUCUUUCACCAAUCCGAACUUUGAGGCCGACAAGUCGGAUCAGUGCGAAAUCACAGUGGAGAGCCAGCGGGUAGACGACAAGCGUGUCGAUUGACCUAGCUUCCUAGCUGCAUCGAAGCGAUAGUCAAUUAUAACGAGCGUAUGUAUCAUAAUCGAAUCAUACAAUCUCACUAUCGUACAAAUCAAAGAGAAAUCCGUUAAAUGCAUUCGCGUCGGUAUUAUUGAUGCAUUGUAACAUAUCAGUGUGUAUUCAAAGAUCACAUCCAAGCUCAGAUCUCGUCUUAAUAAUAGUUCCCGUGGCAUAUAAAUCAUCGGAGUUUGUUUUUGCUUUACGAUAUUUAUUGAAAUCGUAAUGUACGUUGAGAGAAUAAAAAGAGAACACAUGUUAUACGUCACACACA